This is a messenger RNA of Paramacrobiotus metropolitanus, 1037 nucleotides long. RefSeq names its product prefoldin subunit 6-like. Lineage: Eukaryota; Metazoa; Tardigrada; Eutardigrada; Parachela; Macrobiotidae. The record is from RefSeq and is a predicted model, not a curated record. The coding region runs from base 235 to 627 and encodes 130 amino acids. The transcript is spliced from 4 exons. Gene Ontology annotation, cellular component: cytoplasm; prefoldin complex. Gene Ontology annotation, molecular function: protein-folding chaperone binding. Gene Ontology annotation, biological process: protein folding; chaperone-mediated protein complex assembly.
UCCCGGUUUCUUUCUGUUUUUAAACUUUUUCUCUUUUGAAUUUUUGUUUUAAAUAAUUAAUGAAUAAUUUGUUUUAAAAGUCCUCGCUGUAAAUUUGGUGAUUGGUCUUUACUUUUCAAUCCACUGUGCCUGGAAUCGUACGGAGGUUUUACUAACCAUAAAUAUCAGCAUUGUAUCCAUUCGUGAUAGAGCUUCUAGAAUUUACUGAAGAGAUUGUGCAGCUGGAAGUUUACGAUGAGUGAUCGCGAUUGGCAAAAGCAGAUGCAGGAUGCGACGGAAGCGUACAACAGAUUUCAGAAAGAAUUGAACAAGAAUCUGCGGGCCCGUCAGCAGUUAGAGACUCAGCUGACGGAGAACACUUCGGUUAAAGAGGAAUUCGGAUAUUUGGACGCCAGUGCGAAGGUGUUCAAGCAGGUUGGUCCCGUUUUGGUUCCUCAGGACUUGGAGGAAGCCAAAGGGAACGUGCAGAAGCGGCUGGACUGGAUCAAUUCUGAACUGAAACGAGUAGACGCCGCGGCAAAGGAUCUGCACAAGAAUCUUGAGAAACAGAAAGAAGUCUUAAUGAAACUCCAGAAAGAAGUGGCCGAUUCGCAGGUGAAUGCGCUUGCGGCAAAGCACCGGAAAUGAUUACCGUGAUGCAAUCUCGUUCCUGUUGGUUAUGGAUUUUCUUCAUGUUUUGUAUUUUUCUGCUGCUGUUGGAAUUUUUUUGUAUGGAGAGGCUUUUAACUGUUUCGGAUUAUAGCGCAAAAUGUAAAUUGAAAUAAGGUUUAUACAUUGUUUCGGACAAAUGUACUAUUGACUGUGGUAGUGUACUAUAUAUCAUUUUAACUAUCCGCUGAUGGAAAGGAUGAUUGGAAUUUGGGAGUUUAAAAAGUUAAAUUUGCUUAUUAUCGGUUUGCUUUUAGAGUUAUCAGUUUUAUGGUUUAUUCAGUAUCCAUACGAUUUGCACUGGCACUCCAGCUAAUCUGGGAAUUUUCUGCCGAAAGCGGUAAUUUAAAAGAGCGUUAAUUUGAUUUUUUUGUCCUACUUCAACGCAA